CGUCAUAAGCCCCGCCCCCGCAGGUUGAUGGCAGCGGCAGCUGGGACUGCAGCGACGCGGGGCCGGGGAGAGCCGCAAGCAGCGGCCCGAGCGCGCAGAGGAACACCCGGGCCCCAGACGCCGCGGACACCCGGAGAGGCAGUUCCGGCGUCCUGACUCCCUCGGCCCCCAGCGCACCCCUAGACCCCUCUGCAGUGGAGUCGCAGCGUGAGCGUCCCUCGGCCCACUCAGGACCAGUUCACAGGACUAAGGACCAAAGGCAUUCCCAGAACUGAGAUCCUCCAUUUCUACCCACAGCCAUGAGCCGGCGUGUCGUUCGGCAGAGCAAGUUCCGCCAUGUGUUUGGGCAGGCGGCAAAGGCUGACCAAUCCUACGAGGAUAUCCGUGUGUCCAAGGUCACAUGGGACAGCUCCUUCUGUGCCGUCAACCCCAAAUUCCUGGCCAUUAUUGUGGAGGCAGGAGGUGGAGGUGCCUUCAUUGUCCUGCCUCUGGCCAAGACAGGACGAGUGGAUAAGAACUACCCGCUGGUCACCGGGCACACUGCCCCCGUGCUGGACAUCGACUGGUGCCCACACAAUGACAACGUCAUUGCCAGUGCCUCAGAUGACACCACGGUCAUGGUGUGGCAGGUUCCAGACUACACCCCAGUGCGCAACAUUACAGAACCCAUCAUUACACUUGAGGGACACUCCAAACGUGUGGGCAUCCUCUCCUGGCACCCCACCGCGCGGAAUGUCCUGCUCAGUGCAGGUGGUGACAAUGUGAUCAUCAUUUGGAAUGUGGGCACGGGGGAGGUGCUCCUGAGUCUAGACGACAUGCACCCAGAUGUCAUCCACAGCGUGUGCUGGAACAGCAACGGCAGCCUGCUAGCCACCACCUGCAAGGACAAGACCCUGCGCAUUAUCGACCCCCGCAAGGGCCAGGUGGUGGCGGAGCGAGCCCGGCCUCACGAGGGCGCCCGCCCGCUGCGGGCCGUCUUCACGGCGGACGGGAAGCUACUCAGCACCGGCUUCAGCAGGAUGAGUGAGCGGCAACUCGCGCUCUGGGACCCGGAGAGGUUUGCGGCCCACGAGGGAAUGAGGCCCAUGCGGGCCGUCUUCACGCGCCAGGGUCAUAUCUUCACCACAGGCUUCACCCGCAUGAGCCAGCGAGAGCUGGGCCUGUGGGACCCGAACAACUUUGAGGAACCAGUAGCGCUGCAGGAGAUGGACACAAGCAACGGGGUCCUACUGCCCUUCUACGACCCUGACUCCAGCAUCGUCUACCUAUGCGGCAAGGGCGACAGCAGCAUUCGGUACUUUGAGAUUACCGACGAACCACCUUUCGUGCAUUACCUGAACACGUUCAGCAGCAAGGAACCUCAGAGGGGCAUGGGUUUCAUGCCUAAGCGAGGGCUGGAUGUCAGCAAGUGUGAGAUCGCCCGGUUCUACAAGUUGCACGAAAGAAAAUGUGAGCCCAUCAUCAUGACUGUGCCCCGCAAGUCAGACCUGUUUCAGGACGACCUGUACCCAGAUACUCCGGGCCCUGAGCCGGCCCUAGAAGCGGACGAAUGGCUAUCCGGCCAGGACGCCGAACCCGUGCUCAUCUCGCUGAGGGACGGUUACGUGCCUCCCAAGCACCGCGAGCUCCGGGUCACCAAGCGCAAUAUACUGGACGUGCGCCCUCCCUCCGGUCCCCGCCGCAGCCAGUCGGCCAGCGACGCCCCCUUGUCGCAGCACACUCUGGAGACGCUGCUGGAUGAGAUCAAGGCCCUUCGCGAGCAGGUGCAGGCCCAGGAGCAGCGCAUCACGGCUCUGGAGAACAUGCUGUGCGAGCUGGUGGACGGCACGGACUAGCGCGGCGCGCUGGGGGCAGCUCCAAGCCUGGGGAGCAAAGCCGGGCGGGGAGCAGGACUCGGCCCCGCCCCGGCUUUCUGUCCGGAACCCCGGACCCCGCCCCUCUGGGCAGGGUCCGGGGGCUGGACUGGGAAGGGAACUCCAUCCCCUCGCGGGAGUCCGGGACAAACGGAGCGUCGCCGAGACUCCCGUCUGCCUGGCACCCGCCUGGCUACGUGCCUCGUCCGGGACUCAGCAGGAGCUGGCCUUGGGAGGCCCGGGGUGACGGGGACCUCAGCAACGGUGCUGCACGGCGAGGCGGUGUCCCUUCUGUCUCCCGCCUAGGGCAGGGGAAGUGCUUAGUAUUAGCGCUAUUCUUGGGGAUAUCGGGGAGCUUGGGCUUGACCUCAAAGGGGUAGGCGUGCAACGGGUCUCGCCAGAACAAAUGGGGAAAGUUAUAACGCUCUAAUCGGCUCACUUGAUGCCACUAUCCGAAGUGGUAAAACGGAUGGGCGCCACCCCAGAUCUACAGACCUACACAACCCAUUGGCCGCAGGGCCGAACCCACCAGUUACACCCAGCAGUCUGUGGCAGAGGGCUGUCUUCCUUCUUUUCACCCGCAGGGGAGAGGGCGGCUUCCGCAUUGCACCCCCACCAGAGAACCAGAAAACUGGCAUGGAAGCAGGUUCACACCCCUCUUCCUGUACCCCCCACAACUGCCCCCAGCCCUCUGAUGCCUCGGCUCUAGGAGGAAAACAAGAUUUACUGAAUGAAAUAUUUUACUAAGUGCUCGGUCUGUGCCUCCUGCCUGCGUGGGGGUGAGGGGGCCAAGACCCACGGCCUCUGCAAAUGCUAUAUCCCCAGGCUUGUGGGGGUGCUGACAAAGGCUCAAGACCCACCAGGCAUUCUUUUACCUCAGAGCCUUCCCCACCCUGAGGUUCAGAAGGAACCCCUCCCCCAACCCAUAGGUGGGUGUUCUUCCCCCAGUAAAGCCAGCUAGGAAAA
Messenger RNA from Mustela lutreola (European mink), 2819 nucleotides. RefSeq names its product coronin 6 (gene CORO6). Gene Ontology annotation, molecular function: actin filament binding. The record is from RefSeq and is a predicted model, not a curated record. Bases 300 to 1835 code for a protein of 511 amino acids. Gene Ontology annotation, biological process: cell migration; actin filament organization. Lineage: Eukaryota; Metazoa; Chordata; Mammalia; Carnivora; Mustelidae. The transcript has 12 exons.